CGCCGCGCUACGCUACAUUCCCCCUCCCCAGCGCCGGGCGGCACUUGGCCUCGCCGGCUUGCCGUAGCGGGGCCGCCGGCGCGCUGCUCCCACCCGCUCUUCCGUGACUUCCGUGCGGACGGCGCGGCGAUGGCGCAGCACGGCCCGAGCGUCACGCUGUCCCUCACGCUGCCCAUCACCUGCCACAUCUGCCUGGGGAAGGUCCGUCACCCAGUAAUCUGUGUCAACAACCAUGUCUUCUGUUCCAUUUGUAUUGAAGUCUGGUUGAAGAAUAAUAAUCAGUGUCCAGCUUGCAGGAUUCCCAUCACACCUGAAAAUCCUUGCAAGGAAAUUAUAGGAGGAACGAGUGAAAGUGAUCCUAUAUUUAGUCCAACAGUUAGAAAGCACCUACGUAAAACAAGGCUUGAAUUGCUCCACAAAGAAUAUGAGGAUGAAAUAGAAUCCCUGCAAAAAGAAGUGGAAGAACUGAGAGACAGAAAUCUCAAUUUACAGACGCAACUGAAAUCUCUUCUGGAUCCUACAGUACCAGCUUUGCGUUGCCAAAAUGAAGAAACCAGCCAAUCAGCAGAUGAAGCAAGUACUAGUGGCCCAGAAACCCCAGAAGAAUGGAGCAAAAAGCUGAAAGCUGCCAAUGAUAUAUGUGAAAAAGUGAUAGAUAAUGUAGAAAAGUUAAAAGAGGCAAAUAAGAAACUGAGCAUGGAGAACAAUAGCCUUUUAAGAGAGAAUUUGCGACUAAAAGCUGAAGUUGAUAGUAGAUCACCCCAAAAAUUUGGUAGGUUUACCAUAGCUGCGCUUCAGUCCAAAGUGGAACAAAGCGAACGUGAAAUGAACCGUCUAAAAAAGGCACUGGAAAGAAGUGAUAAGUAUAUAGAGGAAAUGGAGUGUCAGCUUUUACAGCUGAAAAGUGCAGGUGAAGGAACUCAGACCAUAAGUGCUGGUAGUGAGCAAGCACUUUCUGCAGAUGCUAAAGGAACUGAGAGCAGUGAAGAUACUACAUGUUUGAAAACCCAGGUUGAGGAGAAGAAAGCUGUGACCACCAUUCAAAGUCCUGACAGUCUUGAACAGCUGGCAGAUAGUGGAACAUGCUCAAGCUCUUUGAGUCAGGAUGGUUCAAAUGGUUCGAACACCCAGUGUGUCCCAAAGAAAGAAUUAUUUCCAGGAUGUCAGGGAGUCCAUCUGGAUGAAAAUACUACAAGUAUGGAUACUUGCUUAGAACAGCAGUGGAAUAAAAUUGAGGAAUGUACCCCAUAUAAGGAUGAAGAACUUUAUGAUCUUCCAGCACCAUGCACUCCUUUUCUGUCUCUUAGUCGCCUUCAGUUGAACACUCCUGAUGGAAAGGAAAACACAGAGAAAACAUCAACAUUCUUGAGAAAACUGAAAUUUGAAGAGUUCUGUGACACUUCAGAUGACUGCAGCAAAGAUUCUCGAGAGCAUAGUACAAGCAGUGAAAAGAAGCUAAAUUGCUUUUCUGUGGGAAAACCAGAUUUUUGGGGCACUGGCCCAACUAGCUUCACAGAGAACUUAGAUUUUGAUGAAUCAGCACAAAAUUCAGUAGCUUGUCAGUCAGAUGAAACAGCAGCAAAGUCCAGUGAUAAAACAAGUUCAUGCUUGCCUAAAAGGUUACAUACUCUCUGCUCUUCUGAAAUGAAUCGCACAAGAACCUCUAGUGAGGCAUCUAUGGAUGCUGCCUACCUUGAUAAAAUUUCUGAGUUGGACUCAAUGAUGUCUGAAUCAGACAAUAGCAAGAGUCCAUGCUAUAAUUUUAAGUCCUCUGAUCUUGAUAAUUCUUCAAAGUCAACAGAGGGCUCUAAACUUCUGGAUGAAACCGAGAAGAAACUGGAAGGGAUGAAUGAGGAACAGAGUAUGAAGUGCUCAGAAACGAGCGAUCUAUCAGUUGACAGAACUGGAUGGAAACCUGCCAUGUUUUCCAUCCUAUCCCCAUCUGGACUAGAUAUGAAUGACCACUUUCCCCUGUUUACAGGCCAAAAUGUAGUAGCUAGUGAAAUCAAACCUCCAAACUGUUUAUUUCAAAGAGAGUUUUCCCAGAGUCUGCUAUUCAGUAACUCACAGAGGCUGUUUGAGGAACAAAAGUUCGGGUCAUGCUUUUUAAAGAUGUCAUCUGACCUGCACAAUCAACUUAAUCCUCCUUGGGUGCCUUCCUUUAUCGCUGAAAAGAAAAAUAAAAAUGUCAGUCAGUCAACCAAGAGGAAAAUUCAAAGCAGUCUUUCCAGUGCUAGUCCAUCAAAAACUACCAAAAACUGAUUCUAUGUGGAAAUCAAAUGUGGCUCAGUCAUCAGUCUGCAAAUGUUUAGUACUUACCAAGUGAAAUUCCUUUUUUUAAAUGAUUUCCAUGCAGUCUGAACCUGCUUUCUUCUGAAUAAGUGAAAACUGAACAUUCCCUUGUCCAUUACUAGCUCUUUCCUAGGGAGGAACCGUUCCAGAUUCUCUUCUGUGGCUGGACAUUUUGUUUACUUGGAAUUUUUAUGGUGUGGGGUUUUUUUCUCCUUCUAACUUUUCAGGUUUCAUGGUCUUCCAGUUGCUAGCACAGUGAAUGGCUCCCUUGAGCAGGACGGUUUUAAGUGGUCUUGUCAAAUCAGUCAUUUAUGUAAGAACUUGCUUUAAAGGUUACAUUUUCCUUUCCUAAAGAUUACAUUUUGUGCGUGCAAGGCAGCUACUGGCUAUAUAUCCUAUGGAUUCAUGAAAUUGCUAUAAAACAAUGUCAGUUUUGCCAUAAAACUUGCCUCCAAGAGGAAAUCUUGCUGCUUAGAUUGUUUCAUGGCACUGUACUGUACCAAAACUCUUGUUUUAAGUAGGUAUAAGGUAGCAGCCUCUUUCUUUUCAGGGUUACACUAGUUCAGUUAGAAAACAUCGCUUCUUUAACACUGCAAAUGUGGCUUGUAUUUUUUGAAGUUAAGCACAAUUUUUAAUUUAGUUCCUAAAAAGUGUUGUUAUUCUAAAUGUGUUCAGUAUGCCUGCGUAGACCAUAAAAAUGGGUUUGUAUGCUAAUGACUUGUUUAUCUAAUGUGCACUGAACAUUUUACAUUAAUACUGUACCAUUUUACAUUAAUACUGCAUGCUUUUCUAUGUGAAUUGAAUAAAACAUGUUAUAAGCACUGUAA
Molecule: messenger RNA, 3119 nt
Organism: Numida meleagris (helmeted guineafowl)
Lineage: Eukaryota; Metazoa; Chordata; Aves; Galliformes; Numididae
Gene: OBI1
Product: ring finger protein 219
Exons: 6
Coding region: 130-2262 (710 amino acids)
Biological process (GO): regulation of DNA replication; protein monoubiquitination
Molecular function (GO): ubiquitin-protein transferase activity
Source: RefSeq, a predicted model, not a curated record